CGUCUCCGUUUCGUCUCUACAGGCUUCCAGGCAGAUUAAAGCGGAAAUAGGUGGAACCCAUGUAACACUAGGAAUAAGCAGUAAGAUGCAGUCUAGCCCAUGGACUUCAGAAGACAGGCGUUACUCGGUCUAUCGACAAAGUCUGAAAGGAGGCAGUCGGCUUGUGAAAAAGGUCAGAUUAAAAUUUCGCUCACCUCGCCCAGGUCUUCAGCGUGGCAGCUCAUACUUCUAACACCUUGUGUCUACCUAAAGCCAGCAAGUGUACUUGUUGCUCAUAUAUUAUAUCUAUAUGUCAUUUUCCCAAGGCAUCUCUCGCAUGUAUUCAAUCAUGUUUUGUACAAGGUCAUAAGAGGAGGUCAAUUUAGUUUACCCACACAUUCUCGUCACAUCAUGAUAACAGGGGAGAAUAUGUGACUGUUGAUUUGAAGAAAAUAAAAGUCAAUGUAGGAGUUAGUCUCAAGAUAACAAGGGUUCUCUGUUGUGGUUUUGAGUGGGUUGAUUAUCGUUGUUAAAGGCUGGUUAUGAAAUUACGAUAGCGAUAAGACUGUCAGUCUUUUCGCACUUUAUAAUGAACAUGUAGG
Cucurbitaria berberidis CBS 394.84 is the source of this 581-nucleotide messenger RNA. RefSeq lists its product as uncharacterized. The transcript has a single exon. NCBI's taxonomy places the organism in Eukaryota, Fungi, Ascomycota, Dothideomycetes, Pleosporales, Cucurbitariaceae. The record is from RefSeq and is a predicted model, not a curated record. The coding region runs from base 100 to 414 and encodes 104 amino acids.